AUACCGGCAGCGAUGCAAGAGAUAUGCAACACCGCCGCACUGCCGCUCGACAGUAAUCCACUCGUGCGCAAGAUAAAAUGCGAAGAGUUCCCCACGAUCAGAGGGAAGCAGCCCGCGAGAGUUGGCAUGGGGGUACGCGAUGAGAUGGAAGACGAGUUCGCGGUGAAGACGAGGAACACGCCGCCGAUGGGGCCCGCGCCGGGGCAGGAGCACCCGCGCAUGGAGCACGGGGGCAACGGCUUCUGGCUGGCGGCUGUGACCGCGGCCGGCGCGCCGCACCCGAUGCUGGACACGUGCACCGAGACCGGCUUCAUCAACAGCCAGCCGUCCAUGGCGGAGUUCAUGACGGCGUUGCCGCAGCUGGGCGCCGGCGAUCUCAGCCCGCAGCACACGCCGCCCGGGUACGCGCCCGAUCUGCCCUCGCCCGGCGGCGGCCUCAACGUGCCCGAGUACCCUUGGAUGAAGGAGAAGAAAACCACCAGGAAGAGCAGUCAGCAAGAAAAUGGUCUGCCACGAAGACUGCGAACAGCGUACACAAAUACACAACUCCUGGAGCUGGAGAAGGAAUUCCACUUCAACAAGUAUCUGUGUCGACCGAGACGAAUCGAGAUCGCUGCUUCAUUGGACCUCACUGAACGACAGGUAAAGGUCUGGUUCCAAAACCGCCGCAUGAAACAUAAAAGACAGACGCUAAGCAAAAGUGAAGACGGCGAUGAUAAAGAUUCAACCACGUCUGAAGGUGGCAAGAGCAAGACUGGCCUUGACAAAUUCUUGGACGACGACGGCCCGUUGUCGGGCAAAAAGAGUUGUCAGGGCUGCGAGCUGCCGCCGGGUGCGCUCUGCUCACCCGCCGAGGACCUGCCGGAACUAACAUCUCGCACACGAAACAACAACACGCCCAGUGCUACAAACAACAACAGCUUCGCAAGCGACGGGGCCUCCAGCGUUGCCUCGUCCUCUUCACUCGACAAACUCGCCGAAGACGACUCUCGAGAUGCACACCCUCCAACCAACGUCGCUGUCGUGCCCAGGAACCUUGCCAAAAGAAUCAAGCAAGAAUCCAGAAAACGAUCGCCAUCGCUUGACACAGCGUGCAAAGUAUCUCCGUCAUCAUCCAAGGACGGUGGACUUGGCCCGAUCGGUUUACCCGAUGGCGCCAAAUUUUCUUCUGUCAGUUUAACUCCGUCGUCGACCCCGGGUACUCCCUCAAGUAUGCACCAGAGUCCGCUUGGUCAUUACCCCCGCCCCUCGCCACCGAAUGGACCUCAAGGCGUCCCCCCACAUCCUCAGGCCGUGCCUAAUGCCAUGCCUCCCUACGUUAUAAGAGGCAAUGCGCCACCGGGACAAUUCAUGCCUCAUCCUGACUUCCGAAUGGAUUCAAAGCAAUUCGUGGGCAAAUUGGCCCAAUAUCCACAAUCCAACAGGAAUUAUGAAGCCUACGGACCCACAAUUCAGGGUUCAGAACAACAUGCGUACGCACGAAGCCAACAACACGCAAGACAGCAGGACGGGUCGCCUUCUGGCAGACCGACAAACGGCAUUGGAGCAAGACAGACGUACCCCCACGAAAUGUAUCAAAAUUAUGGUUAUCCGGCAUCGUACAGCAAGGAUCAAGUGGCGUACGGGCACCCAGGUUACGACCAGACUCAAGGGUAUCCCGGAGAACAUAUGGGUUACCCGAACAGCCACUAUGGCUACCAUUACCAUGAGGGAGCUCAGCACGAGCACGCGCACAACUAUUACGGAAACGAGGGCCAGAAGAACGCGCACGGUCAGGAAUACGCGAAGAACGCAUACUAUGACGCGAGUAGCUACGCGAGCCAGCAGGCGAGUGCUGCGGGGUACGUGGCGGGGAGCGGCCAAAGUGCGGCGCCGGGCGAGGCGUACGUGGGCGCGGGCGGCGGCGGCGGCGGCGGCGAGUGCGCCGACAGCUACGGCUCGUUCCAGCAGUUCUACGAGGCCACGCAUGCGCCGCCCGCCGGUGACAACUCCAACUCCUCGUCCGACUUCCACUUCCUCAGCAACCUGGCCAACGACUUCGCCCCCGAGUACUACACCAUUUGAGAUAAGGACUUCGCCGAGCAGGCAAGCGAUCUGUUCGUAUAACGCACCUCAGCGUUGUUAUUGUGUAAAAAGGCUAAAUAUUAUAAGGGUUACGGUGUUUAGUGACGAGUGUUCGCCAAAGGCGACAGAAUACGUGAUUGGUAAACCUAACUCUUUUAGUAAACUAAUGUUAUGUAAUCGUAAGUUAUAAUGUACUAAAAUGUAAAUACAUAUUUAGCAUACUUUCAAUAGAUGAUACAAAUAUUUUUACUGAUACAUGCGUACGUGACUAAAAUUAGGUGCUGAUAUUGUCGAAAGAAAGAGUCGCUCUUCGUAAGCAGAAUGGACAGUUGAGACAGUUUGAAAACUACUUUUCUAAAUUAUAAAAGUAAGUUAAGUAAAUUACUAUGA
Messenger RNA from Pectinophora gossypiella (pink bollworm), 2454 nucleotides. RefSeq names its product homeotic protein proboscipedia (gene pb). The transcript is spliced from 3 exons. The record is from RefSeq and is a predicted model, not a curated record. Gene Ontology annotation, biological process: regulation of DNA-templated transcription. Gene Ontology annotation, molecular function: DNA binding; DNA-binding transcription factor activity, RNA polymerase II-specific. Bases 13 to 2064 code for a protein of 683 amino acids. Lineage: Eukaryota; Metazoa; Arthropoda; Insecta; Lepidoptera; Gelechiidae.